Messenger RNA from Lachancea mirantina, 2109 nucleotides. NCBI's taxonomy places the organism in Eukaryota, Fungi, Ascomycota, Saccharomycetes, Saccharomycetales, Saccharomycetaceae. The record is from the annotation of a GenBank genome assembly.
AUGCAUGACGUGGAUCCGCUUCACAAAUUUGAGAAGCAAUUCCAAAGCUUUGUGGAAAACAACCCUAAUGUGAUUUCGGCUACCCAGUCGUCUUCACACAUUCCAGAGUCCGCCAAAGCAGUUGUAGUACUGUCACCAUUGUCGUUACGACAUCAAUUCCCUCGGUUUUGGGUCUCAAAGGCAUAUAAGAAGACUAUCGUCGAAAGACCCGAAAGACUAUUGGCGUGUUCCAUGGGAAUAGCGGCCGCGAUAACGAUGUACCCUGCGCUUUUCAGUCUCAAGACGUCACAUUCCAAGAAAACUUCACUUCGGGCCAGUCAUGUGCUAAAAGUGCAUGGUCGCGACUGGCCUCGGGAACUUUUGCAAUUGUGCAAGGAUUCGGACGAAGUGCUAGCCGCUAAAAAACUCGAAGUGCCAGAAUCCUGGAAUGCAGGGGACAUCUAUUUAUCGCGCGAAACCAUUGAGGCGUUAGAGGGGUCUAUCAGCGCGCUUGAGCUUGGCCUGGACUCAAUUUUUCGCGGACCUUCCCCCGAGCAAACGAGUAAUAGAGCCUUUGUUGCAUUGAGACCGCCAGGUCAUCACUCCCAUACUGCGACGCCGUCUGGAUUCUGCCUUUUAAACAAUGCACAUAUUGCUAUUGAGUAUGCAAGCGAAACUUACGAUGUCACACAUGCGGUUGUUCUAGAUUUUGAUCUGCAUCACGGAGAUGGUACCCAGGAUAUCUGCUGGAAAAGAGCCGGUUUCAAGCCUGACGAAGAUCAGACAGAAGACUCAGAAUAUGAUGAAUUUGGAAAAAAAUUCGCCGAAUACCCGAAAGUUGGAUAUUUUUCAAUGCACGAUAUCAAUUCGUUCCCUACAGAGUUGGGUUACGCAACAAAAGAUAAUAUUCGAAAUGCCUCGACAUGCGUCAUGGAUGCUCACGAUGUAAAUAUCUGGAAUGUUCAUUUACAGAAAUACGAAACCGAGGAAGAGUUUGUCAAACUUUACCAAACCAAGUAUAGGACCAUUUUCGCCAAGGCUGAUGAGUUCUUCCGUACAGCUAAGCUUGCCAUGAAGGCUGAGGGUAAAAAAUUCAAGGGUUUAACAGUCAUAAGUGCAGGGUUCGACGCUUCAGAAUACGAGCAAGCGUCGAUGCAGAGACACGGCGUCAAUGUACCGACCUUUUUUUAUAACAUGUUCACAAAGGAUGCUUUGAAGCUGGCUCAAAUGCAUUCUCAUGGGAAAGUUUUGUCGAUCAUGGAGGGUGGCUACUCGGAUGGUGCUAUAGCGUCCGGGGUAUUCUCACACCUCAUCGGGCUUCAAAAUCAAAAUUGGAUAAAGGAGUGGGGGUCUGCCCAAGUGGUCAAAGAGAUCGUCAGAGGUUGCAAAGCAAACUGGAAACCUUACAAGACCAAACGUGCCCGGGACGUUAUACGAAUUUGGGCCGAAGAAGUGAUCAAACUUGGACGUGCUAUGAUCCCAGAUUUUGAAGAGCUCCUCUUCGAGCACGAAGUUGCAGAGACUGCUGCCGAACAAACCGCUGCUAGAAGAGUAACGCGGUCCAAGAAGACGACGGUCAAUCCUGUUGUCCCCGUGCGCGACUCGUCGGCUAUACCUCGAACCACGACACCAACUCCUGUCAACUCUAGACGCUUUGACCAAAAAGCGGCCGUUUCCGGCGAACAAGGGCCCGCAUCGACAGUUCCUUUCGUCGAACAGGAAUUGCACAGUGAGGAAGAUGAGGAAGACGAUGAAGAUUACGUGUAUGACGAAGAACUCAACCAGACAUUUAACCGCACCGUCGAAGACAUUACAAUCGACGACAUUUCGCGCCAUUUAGAGACACUAGAUUUAACGCAUGCGAACGAAGAAGAACAAAAACGCGCUGAUGAACAGCAAAGACCACGAAUCAGGCCCGAUUCCAAUGCACAGGGCAGAACCGCACCUCCGUCAAGCUCUUCUGGAUCCAACAAUUACCAUUACAAGAUACCGUCUGGUUCAACUACUCGUCAUCUACGGAACUCUCGCAACUCCCGCUUGUUGAAUUUUGACGACAGCGACAUCUCCAUGAUUUCGCAUAUUUCUACUGCUAGGGGCCAUACAACGCGCAGUGGUCAAACGAAGUGGUAG